CUCCCUCUGUCUCCCAGGCUGGAGAGCAGUGGCGCAAUCAGGGCUCACUGCAGCCUCCACCUCCCAGGCUCAAGCGAUCCUCCCUCCUCAGGACUCCCUCCAGCUCCCCCACCACAAAAUAGCUGGGACUACAGAUGAAUGAUCCAGUAUUUUGUGGUGAGGGGGUAUGGAGGUGGGUGUUUGAACUCUGUCCCUCAGUGUUGUGUAUAACAGUAGUUCACUUGCAUUGCUCUAUCAAUGUGCCAUGAUUUAUUUAUAUGAAUUGGUAUGGGUAUACUACCAAGUAUUUAUCCAUUGUAUUGUCGAUGGUCAUCUGGGUUGUUUCCAGUUUGAGGCUUUUACAAAUAAUGCUGCCAGAAAUAUUCUUGCACGUGCUUUUUUAUGCUUAUGGGUAUGCUUCUUCUUUAUGGCUUGGUGAUACCAGCAUCAGGAAGAUAAGCUCCUAUGUUAGUUUCCAUAAGUUUCACGCUACUAUGGAAUGAGACCACCACUUCUGCUGUCCUUCCCAGCUUCUCCCCCACCUCCGCUUUUCCCUAGUUUGUAAGACAGGAGAAAAGAGAGAAAGCAAAAAGUUGGAAAAAAACAGAAGUAAGAUAAAUAGCUAGGCGACCUUGGCGCCACCACCUGGCCCUGGUGGUUAAAAUAAUAAUAAUAAUAUUAACCCCUGACCAAAACUACUGGUGUUAUCUGUAAAUUCCAGACAUCGUAUGAGAAAGCACUGUAAAACUUUUUGUUCUGUUAGCUGAUGUAUGCAGCCCCCCAGUCACGUUCCUCACGCUUACUUGAUCUAUCAUGACCCUUUCACGUAGACCCCUUAGGGCUGUAAGCCCUUAAAAUGGCUAGGAAUUUCUUUUUCACGGAGCUUGGCUCUUAAGACGCGAGUCUGCCAACGCUCCCGGCGGAAUAAAAACCUCUUCCUUCUUUAAUCCGGUGUCUGAGGAGUUUUGUCUGCUGCUCGUCCUGCUACACUACCUUUCGCACGUAGAGCUACAAUUGAUCUGGAAUUCAGAGCUGUGUGAUGGGACAUAGGGGGCCAAGUUCCCUUUUUUCUUUUCCCUACGUGGAUAUCCCGUUGACCCAGCACCAUUAACUAAAAAUAGUUUCUUCCUGUGCUCUGCAGCCCCGCCUCUGAAAUAAAUUGUCCAUACACGUGUAUUUUUGUUUCUGGUCCCUAUCUUAUGUUCCACUGGUCUUCCUACUUUGCUCUUCUUCUUCAAGAUUUUUUCUGGCUGUUCUUGACCCUCUGAGUUUCUACAUAAUCUUCAGGCCCCUAUCUGGGUGCACUUCCUGGUAUCCCAGCAUCUGACGUGCCUGGCGCGCAGCAGGAACUCAGGGCUGGCUGUAGCCUGGAUGCAUCAGAGACGAUGGCAAAGCCUUCCCACAUGUGCCAGGUUCCAGCAACCCACCCUAGCCCCGCAAUUCCUCUUCGCUCACUCCCACCCCCCGCGGCGCACCCGCAAACGGCAAGGAGGCGUGCCCGCUGCGGCGCGCGUCACUUUCCCCAGGACCGACUGGCUCCGCCGCGGCUCUCCCCACCCCCGCCUCCGCCUCCACCUCUUGGGGCCGGGCCGGAAGGGAGACCUCACCGCCUGCUUCCCUCCGCCGCGGCAGCACAAGCUCAGCGAUGGCGGCUCCAGAAGGCAGCGGUCUAGGUGAGGACGCCCGGCUGGACCAGGAGACGGCCCAGUGGCUGCGCUGGGACAAGAAUUCCUUAACUUUGGAGGCAGUGAAACGACUAAUAGCAGAAGGUAAUAAAGAAGAACUACGAAAAUGUUUUGGGGCCCGAAUGGAGUUUGGGACAGCUGGCCUUCGAGCUGCUAUGGGACCUGGAAUUUCUCGUAUGAAUGACUUGACCAUCAUCCAGACUACACAGGGAUUUUGCAGGUACUUGGAAAAACAGUUCAGUGACUUAAAGCAGAAAGGCAUCGUGAUCAGUUUUGACGCCCGAGCUCAUCCAUCCAGUGGGGGUAGCAGCAGAAGGUUUGCCCGACUUGCUGCAACCACAUUUAUCAGUCAGGGGAUUCCUGUGUACCUCUUUUCUGAUAUAACGCCAACCCCCUUUGUGCCCUUCACAGUAUCGCGUUUGAAACUUUGUGCUGGAAUCAUGAUAACUGCAUCUCACAAUCCAAAGCAGGAUAAUGGUUAUAAGGUCUAUUGGGAUAAUGGAGCUCAGAUCAUUUCUCCUCAUGAUAAAGGGAUUUCUCAAGCUAUUGAAGAAAAUCUAGAACCAUGGCCUCAAGCUUGGGAUGAUUCUUUAAUUGAUAGCAGUCCACUUCUUCACAAUCCGAGUGCUUCCAUCAAUAAUGACUACUUUGAAGACCUUAAAAAGUACUGUUUCCACAGGAGCGUGAACAGGGAGACGAAGGUGAAGUUUGUGCACACCUCUGUCCAUGGGGUGGGUCAUAGCUUUGUGCAGUCAGCUUUCAAGGCUUUUGACCUUGUUCCUCCUGAGGCUGUUCCUGAACAGAAAGAUCCGGAUCCUGAGUUUCCAACAGUGAAAUACCCGAAUCCCGAAGAGGGGAAAGGUGUCUUGACUUUGUCCUUUGCUUUGGCUGACAAAACCAAGGCCAGAAUUGUUUUAGCUAAUGACCCGGAUGCUGAUAGACUUGCUGUGGCAGAAAAGCAAGACAGUGGUGAAUGGAGGGUGUUUUCAGGCAAUGAGUUAGGGGCCCUCCUGGGCUGGUGGCUUUUUACAUCUUGGAAAGAGAAGAACCAGGAUCGCAGUGCUCUCAAAGACACGUACAUGUUGUCCAGCACCGUCUCCUCCAAAAUCUUGCGGGCCAUUGCCUUAAAGGAAGGUUUUCAUUUUGAGGAAACAUUAACUGGCUUUAAGUGGAUGGGAAACAGAGCCAAACAGCUAAUAGACCAGGGGAAAACUGUCUUAUUUGCAUUUGAAGAAGCUAUUGGAUACAUGUGCUGCCCUUUUGUUCUGGACAAAGAUGGAGUCAGUGCCGCUGUCAUAAGUGCAGAGUUGGCUAGCUUUCUAGCAACCAAGAAUUUGUCUUUGUCUCAGCAACUAAAGGCCAUUUAUGUGGAGUAUGGCUACCAUAUUACUAAAGCUUCCUAUUUUAUCUGCCAUGAUCAAGACACCAUUAAGAAAUUAUUCGAAAACCUCAGAAACUACGAUGGAAAAAAUAAUUAUCCAAAAGCUUGUGGCAAAUUUGAAAUUUCUGCCAUUAGGGACCUUACAACUGGCUAUGAUGAUAACCAACCUGAUAAAAAAGCUGUUCUUCCCACUAGUAAAAGCAGCCAAAUGAUCACCUUCACCUUUGCUAAUGGAGGCGUGGCUACCAUGCGCACCAGUGGGACAGAGCCCAAAAUCAAGUACUAUGCAGAGCUGUGUGCCCCACCUGGAAACAGUGAUCCUGAGCAGCUGAAGAAGGAACUGAAUGAACUGGUCAGUGCUAUUGAAGAACAUUUUUUCCAGCCACAGAAGUACAAUCUGCAGCCAAAAGCAGACUAGAAUAGUCCAGCCUUGGGUAUACUUGCAUUUACCUACAAUUAAGCUGGGUUUAACUUGUUAAGCAAUAUUUUUAAGGGCCAAAUGAUUCAAAAUAUCACAGGUAUUUAUGUGUUUUACAAAGACCUACAUUCCUCAUUGUUUCAUGUUUGACCUUUAAGGUGAAAAAAGAAAAAUGGCCAAACCCAACAAACUAACAUUCCUACUAAAAAGUUGAGCUUGGACAUAUUUUGAAUUUUUGUAAGUGAAGAUUUUUAAACUGACUAACUUAAAAAAAUAGAUUGUAAUUGAUGUGCCUUAAUUUGCAUAAAUCAUAAAUGUAUGUCCUCUCUGUAAUUGUUUUAAUGUGUGCUUGAAAUAUCCAGAAAACUUAUGGAGUUAGUAAAUUCUGGGCUGUCAUAUGUAGGAUAGCCACUUUUUAGGUAUAUGUACAUUUAUAUUUCUAUCAAUUCCUUAUAAAAUAAAAUAAUAGAUCAAA
Pongo pygmaeus (Bornean orangutan) is the source of this 3938-nucleotide messenger RNA. It is a transcript of the gene PGM2, whose product is annotated as phosphoglucomutase 2. Gene Ontology annotation, cellular component: nucleus. The transcript is spliced from 14 exons. The record is from RefSeq and is a predicted model, not a curated record. Gene Ontology annotation, molecular function: phosphopentomutase activity; magnesium ion binding. The coding region runs from base 1625 to 3463 and encodes 612 amino acids. NCBI's taxonomy places the organism in Eukaryota, Metazoa, Chordata, Mammalia, Primates, Hominidae. Gene Ontology annotation, biological process: carbohydrate metabolic process; purine ribonucleoside salvage.